AAUGGCAUAAAAUACAACAAGUGGACCUAUGUAAAAAUACAAAAUAGUUUUUCUUGGAGAACAAGCUGUUGGAAAAACAUCAAUUAUUAAUAGAUUUAUUUUUGACAACUUCACUGGUAAUGAAUAGGUAUAAUCAUAAAUUCAAACUAAAUAAAGCCCACUGUUGGUAUUGAUUUCAUUUCCAAGACUCUUUAAGUUGAUAAUAAAUCUGUUAGACUUUAACUAUGGGAUACAGCUGGAUAAGAAAGAUUUAGAUCACUCAUACCUAGUUACAUUAGAGAUUCAUAAGCAGCCAUCAUUUGUUAUGAUAUUACAAGUAUUAAACCUUAAAUUUAACUAAGAUGAGAAAUCUUUCCAAAACCUACCAAGAUGGAUUGAAGAUGUUAAAGAAGAAAGAGGAGAUGAAGUCUUAAUAUACAUAUUGGGUAAUAAAAUUGAUUUGGAAUCUGAAAGAUUAAUCUCUACUAAACAAGCUGAAGACAAAGCAAAAGUAUUUUGACUUUUUAUUUUAAUAUAAUAGGAAUUAGGUGCUUAGUUUUAAGAAGUUUCUGCUAAGAAUGCAACUAAUGUAGCUGAAUUUUUUAAAAAACUUUCCUAUGAGUUGUUAGGCAAUCCUGCUGAGCAAUCUCAAAAUUAAUAAUAAUAAUAACAAUAGCCUGUAUAAAUAAAUUUUAUUUUUAGAAAACAUAACAACCAUAAAUUUAGUUAUAGAACUAACCUAGAAUUCAAGAUAAUGAGGAUAAAAAAUAAGGAGGAGGAUGUUGCUGAAC
Molecule: messenger RNA, 770 nt
Organism: Paramecium pentaurelia
Lineage: Eukaryota; Ciliophora; Oligohymenophorea; Peniculida; Parameciidae
Source: the annotation of a GenBank genome assembly